GAACAAUGCAUUUUAUGCCGUUGAAUGAGACUUUUAUUGUGUAAAAACAAGCAGUUUUUGACCUUUCGCAGCACUUCCUGUCUGUCCCGCCGUGUCUGAGGGCUUUUAUCAGUGAGAAUUCAGACUCCAGUCCAGUCAGAUCCAGAGCUCCUGCUGUUUCUAUGAUCCCUGGGUCACUUCACAGCAUCAAUGGCUGAUCAUGUGGAAAAUGCUGUCAAUAAUGUGUCAAACGACGGGACGGAGGUCAACCGGCACACUGAGACGACUCCCAGCCGUAACGAGGUGGAGCUGAACGGACAGCCGCCCACUGCACGACCCCCGCAGGUGCUCACAGACAGCGAGGAGGACGAGGACGAGGAGCUGACUCUCAAGUAUGGAGCCAAGCAUGUGAUCAUGCUGUUUGUUCCCGUCACGCUGUGUAUGGUGGUGGUUGUGGCGACCAUCAAAUCGGUCAGUUUCUACACGCAAAAGGACGGCCAGCAGCUGAUCUACACUCCGUUCCGUGAGGACACAGAGACGGUGGGUCAGCGUGCACUGAACUCCAUGCUCAACGCCUUCAUCAUGAUCGGAGUGAUUCUGGUCAUGACUCUGGUGCUGGUGGUGCUCUACAAGUACAGAUGCUACAAGGUGAUUCAAGCCUGGCUGUUCUUCUCCAACCUCCUCCUCCUCUUCUUUUUCUCCUUAAUUUAUUUGGGGGAAGUGUUCAAGACGUACAAUGUGGCCAUGGACUACUUCACGCUGGCCGUGAUCAUCUGGAACUUCGGUGUGGUGGGAAUGAUCUGUAUCCACUGGAAGGGUCCGCUGCGGCUCCAGCAGGCCUAUCUGAUCAUGAUCAGCGCUCUCAUGGCCCUGGUCUUCAUCAAGUACCUGCCGGAGUGGACCGCCUGGCUCAUCCUCGCUGCUAUAUCUGUCUACGAUCUGUUGGCAGUGUUGUGCCCGAAAGGACCUCUGCGUAUCCUGGUGGAAACAGCUCAAGAGAGGAAUGAAACCAUCUUCCCUGCUCUCAUCUACUCCUCAACCGUGGUGUGGCUGUUUAAUAUGGCGGACAGCGCUGAGACCGGGAAUAAUUCCAGCCAUCCAGUUCCUCAGCAGGAGAACCAGGUUGCCAUGGCGCCCACGGCUCAGCCGGAGGAUGAUGGCGGUUUCACACCAGCGUGGGUCAAUCAGCAGCAGCAUCAGCUCGGCCCCAUGCAGUCCUCUGAGGACAGCAGACGAGAGAUCCAAGAGUUGCCCUCCGCACGCCCGCCACCUGUGGAAGACGACGAAGAGCGGGGUGUGAAGCUGGGUUUGGGAGAUUUCAUCUUUUACAGUAUGCUGGUGGGUAAAGCAUCAGCUACAGCCAGCGGUGACUGGAACACGACAAUAGCCUGCUUUGUGGCCAUUCUCAUCGGUUUAUGUCUAACUCUGCUCCUCCUGGCGAUCUUCAAAAAGGCCCUUCCAGCUCUCCCCAUCUCUAUAACCUUCGGCCUGGUCUUUUACUUUGCCACCGAUAACCUUGUGCGGCCGUUCAUGGAUCAGCUGGCUGUUCAUCAGUUCUACAUUUAGCACGGAGGAGAGGUCACUCCUCAUGCACUUCACUUUACAGCUAAUUCCCAGAAUCCUCUUGCAGGGAAAGUGAACCCUGUAGACUAGCCCACCUUUCCUCUUCCUCUGGACACAUGAUUGGAUUCGCUGUUUUUGGCAUUGAAUGACUCUUUAUUAAUUACAGUGCCUGUCCAGCGACUCAUCUGAUCCUGAUAUUUGCUUUGGUAACUUCUUCGGGCGAUAUGCCGAACAUUUGUUUGCUUGGAGAAAACACAGACCAUCUUACAUGUAAGAAUGGAUGAAAGUGAUCAUAACUUUAUCACUUUGAUGAACUCUGGUGUAUGGAAUGGGACCAGAGCUUGCUUUGUCCACCAGAUCUUGGAUUCACUUUCUAGGCAUUACGUUAAUUCCAGCUCCGAUAUAGUGAGCAUUAACCCAAAGCUCUCUGAAUGAUAUGGCUGCACGCACAGAGGUAGGUACUGAUCACUUUUAUUGGUCUUCUGAGGGUGCCUGUGAUACUUUGAGUUUUCAUUUUUAACACCAGCUGAGUCCAGCCAUUUGACCAUAUUUGAGACGAUGUUCUGGGCUACUCUAGCAUUAAAUCAAGUGCUGAUCCAAGCUACUGUUUUGCUCUCCUGAAAAGUGUGAGAGCGUCAUUUUGGAAUCUAUAAACGUUCUUUUUAAUUUCCUACGUGUUUGGACAAGAUGUCAGGAGACUGUGUGGGAAUUGUUUGUUUGUUAAUUUUUUGUUGUUGUUUUGUUUCUUUUCUUUUUUAUUUACCAGCACAAUGGUUGAUGAAUGACUUUUACUUUCAUAUUACCCACACCUUUUGUCAUUUCAAGAAAAUGGAAAUGUUUUGUAACUAAAUUGAAAGAUUCACAAAUAAAAGGGUUGCUCAUUUGAGCAAAUUUCAGUCU
Molecule: messenger RNA, 2442 nt
Organism: Sinocyclocheilus anshuiensis
Lineage: Eukaryota; Metazoa; Chordata; Actinopteri; Cypriniformes; Cyprinidae
Product: presenilin-1
Exons: 11
Coding region: 190-1545 (451 amino acids)
Biological process (GO): Notch signaling pathway; amyloid-beta formation; membrane protein ectodomain proteolysis
Cellular component (GO): gamma-secretase complex; membrane
Molecular function (GO): aspartic endopeptidase activity, intramembrane cleaving
Source: RefSeq, a predicted model, not a curated record